CCCCUCUCUGAUCACCAAUUCUCUCACCUUUAUUCCAUGUGCUAAGCAAAUACACAGAAAAAGGGGGCUUGAUAGAGCCGGCAGCUAUCUAAUCUAUCUGUCUGUCUGAUAGGAAUCCGCCGAACGCAGAAACGCUGAUGGUUUGAUAAAACCAAGCAUCCGGCACCGCACAGUCGACAUCGUCACUUUACGCCCUUCGCCUGUCUUCACUCAAACAUCUGCAUCUUUUAUUCUUCCACAAUGGACGAGGACCAAGCACCCUCGUCUGUGAUGCCACAGCCUCGGAAAUCGCUCUCAUCUCGCCUCCAAUCGGUUCGCAGAGCAUUCACUACUCGUCGAGGCAUUCUCGGCGACUACGACUACGCAUACCUCUUCCGCCCAAACAUCCCCUUCUUGCGCCGCGGGCCGAUUCGCAGCCCCUUCUUCGGCCUCAAUGACCACAUGCCUGUCGUUCUAGCCCUGCUUCUGGGCUUCCAGCACUCACUGGCUAUGCUGGCUGGCAUCAUCACCCCGCCGCUCAUCAUCAGCGGCCCAGCUGGCGCCAACCUUGCCGUAGCAGAUCAGCAGUAUCUCGUGUCUGCGGCGCUCAUCAUCUCGGGGAUCCUGUCUACUAUUCAAAUCACUCGCUUCAAGCUCUUCAAGUCGCCAUACUACCUAGGAACCGGCCUCAUUUCCGUCGUCGGCAUCUCCUUCAACAUCAUCCCCAUUGUUACAGGCGUCUUUCCACAAAUGUACAAAAACGGCUUCUGUCCCUCCGAUGACCAGGGUAACCCGCUGCCUUGCCCCCGCGGGUACGGUGCGCUUAUCGGCACGUCGGCUGUAUGUGCACUCAUCGAAAUCCUCAUCUCGUUCAUCCCUGCACGCAUCCUGCUGCGGAUCUGCCCGCCCAUUGUCACCGGACCUACUGUCAUGCUCAUUGGUAUCCAUCUGAUUCAGAGCGGCUUUCAGGACUGGAUGGGCGGUGCCGGCCUAUGUACCAACCCAGCUACAGCCAAAGGCAUCUUUGAGCUGUGUCCGACCAUCUAUGCCCCGCAUGCGCUGCCCUGGGGUUCGGCAGAGUAUCUGGGACUUGGGUUUGCUGUGUUUGUGUCUAUUCUACUAUGUGAACGCUUCGGCGCACCCAUUAUGCGGUCAACCUCGGUUGCGAUUGGUCUGCUGAUUGGAUGCAUUAUCGCUGCGGCCUGCGGCUACUUUGAUCAAUCUGGUAUUGAUGCUGCUCCCGUCGCAUCGUUCUUAUGGAUCAAGACUUUCCCGUUGUCAGUGUAUGGGCCGCUUGUGCUGCCAGUCCUGGCUGUGUACAUUAUCUGCGCCAUUGAAGCCACCGGUGAUAUUACUGCUACCUGUGACGUCUCCAAGAUCGAAGUGGACGGCCCAAUUUAUGAGUCGCGAGUGCAAGGAGGUAUUCUGGCAGACGGCCUCGGCGGCGUUUUGUCGUCGCUCAUGACAAUGACGCCCAUGAGCGUGUUUGCUCAGAACAACGGCGUGAUUGCGCUGACCCGCUGUGCAAACCGCAAGGCCGGCUAUGCGUGCUGCUUCUUUCUCGUCAUUAUGGGCAUCUUUUCCAAGUUUGCCGCGGCGAUUGUUGCCAUUCCAUCGUCUGUCAUCGGUGGCAUGACCACGUUCCUCUUCUGCUCCGUGGCGGUCUCUGGCAUCUCCAUCAUUGCCCGCGGCGUUCCAUUUACACGACGCAAUCGAUUUAUCCUGACAGCUGGUCUGUGCCUCGGAUACGGAGCAACGCUGGUACCAUCCUAUUUUGAUAGAAUCUUUACGUAUCAAGGCGACAACAAGUCGCUCCGUGGUUUCCUUGACGCCAUCGUUCUAGUCAUGGAGACUGGCUUCUGUGUCACUGCACUGAUUUGCAUGAUUUUGAAUCUAACAAUUCAAGAAGAGGAGGGUGAAGAAUAUCGACCCGGCCGCCAAUUGGAAGCAGACGAGCAUCAAGAGAAGACAGUGGGCGCCGCGUCUGAUAAUGGUGAACCUCCCGCAUCGCACUAAUCGCCCCCAUAUUCUUUGAAAUUUACGCGCCAUCGUACAUAUUAUUCUUGUAUUUAAUACAACUUUGCAUAAUCACAAACACAAUUGCAGAACAAGACUCUAGUGACACAACUUUGAAUGAAUGUAUGUAUAAUACGCCGAUCAGCAGAUGCCAUAAAUCAAAUACCAGUAAACAAGAAAUGAAACGAUCGAAACCCAGCCACACCUAGUUCGUUGCCGUUCUGGAAAUAAUCUCAAACACAAAAAAUCAUAAACGCCCCUAGACGCCUGCCUCCUUGUCCAACGCUCGUCGUCUGUCCUUCACCUAUGCACUAAUUGGGACUAUAAAUACAAAAUGACGGAAAUUUGAAAGGCAAUAAAAUGCUACGAAGACAAAUCGUUCAAGAGAUAACAUUUGUCGCCUCUUUACUGGAAGUCUCGAGCCUUGCGGGCAAGCACGCGCACAUUGUCAACGAAGCCUUCCACCAGCUCCUGGUAUCGGUGAACACCGCCGCUCAUGGCUUUACGACCUUGGUCAAUGAGAAUUUCGGGUGCCAAUUCAAUCUCUAGUUCAUGUUCCUUUUCCGUUCUUGCGCUCUAAAAGAAAUCGUUAGCUUCUCUAUUUACUGGAUGUGUAAUGAGGUUACUUACUCCUGGGCCUGAAAAGGUCUGGGUCACCUGCGUCAAAUCAACCUGGUAGUGGCCCUGUGUGUAGCUCAGUCGGUCCUUGGCACGGUCCGGCUGCUUGUCUCCCUGUGACGCAAGCUGCUCGAGCUCCUCGACAGAGCCGUCCCAGUCCAUUUCAAGAUUGAUACUGAUGCGGCAGUCCAUUGGCGAGGUGGGCAUGUGAAUGUCGAUAUCGGCUACUCGUGCCUUGAUGAUCUUGCCAAUGACUUCCUGUGUCUUUUGGUCAUGUGUUACUCGCACCUUGAUGCCUCUGCCGCGUCCGCCGAGACGAGCACGCAUGCAUCCCGGGAUACGGUUCUGCAUGUCGGCGGGCAGCUCGAAGAAGCGAUCUAGUUCGCGACGAUGCUUGUAGUGCACCUGAACACGGUUGCCGCCGUGAGGCGCGCGAGGAUCGGCCUGGAUCACCACAUGGUUCAGGAAAUCGUUAAAGGCCUUAUGGUGGACCUCUGUCAUGCUGCUUCGGAAAGCAACACGUGAGCUGCUUUCCAAGAUACACUCUGACGCUACGUUGCGAUCCACACGGUGGUUGGUAUCCUUGUCAAUCAAGGUACCAAGCUUGGCUUCAAUCUCAAACUUGAUUCCGCGGCUCAUAAUCUCUUGAAUAUCAGAGCCGUUCACCACGUUGACAAAGAGAAAGUCAGCCACCGCCUUGGAGACUUCUUCGUAAGGCUUGACACCGGUAAUAGUGGCUUCCCAGGCACCCAGGAUAUCGGCGGGCCCAGGUUCAGGCACUGGUGCUGCUGUCGCAGCAGCAGCAGCAACGCUCUGUCCUCGCUGGGGCUUUUGAACUUCAGGAGACCCAUUUUGGCUGUCCGGCUCGGUCUUGACGUGGCUGACGCUUCCGGAAUGGCCGUUUGCUGGCGCAUGUCUCUCAUGGAGAACAAAGUUAGCAUGCGUAGGGAGCUUCUUGCCUAGCGUGCUACUAUCAAGCGCCCAAACGGGAGGUUGUGCACGCGGUUGACGGUUCUUGCGCGGCGGACCGUGUGAUGAUUGGCGUCGCUGGGUUGGGCUCUCAUGACGACCGUUUGUCUCGCCUGGCGGGGGCCGUUGAUGCUUAUGCUCCAACUCACUUGGGCUGAUGCUUCGAUCGUCCAGCUUUCUCUUUGCUGGUGUUGACGCUCGUUGACUUCGUUCGCGUUCGGCAUCAGCGUUUGUCUGCGACUUUCUCGCCGGUUUUGCUUCGUUGUCGGAGCGCUCUGCAUUGCUUGGCAAAGAGCCAACGCGUGUUUUGGGGCUAACAGACAUCGACGGUUCGCGAUCAAGCAAAAUACGCGCGUGCGACGGAGCGUCCUGCAUUGUGACCUCCGGACCACCACGGCUGGGAGGAGUUGGGCGCACGGGAGUUUGCCCCCUGGCAGGCUCUGGUGCAGACGGUUGCGAGGUGGACGGCUCGCGGCUAGGCGGGCGUUUGUUGCUUUGAUAGGGGCUCGCGGGCUGCUGGUAAGACGAAUGACGAGAGCUGACCUGCUGUGGUGGUCCUAGUGGCGUCGCUGGCUGCGAUGGAUGGCGAUUGUAUUCCGCUUGACCAGGUGGAGGGCCAGCAGGACUACCGUGAUGUUGCGGGCCAAACUGGUGCGCGCUGUGAGCAGAUGUAGGGGUCGGUGUCGAGUGUGUUGAUUGGGAUCGUUGAUGCGGGUAUGAAGGCUGGUUGUUGCCGGGUGUUGCAAUAGGGGGUGUUUGCGGCACUUGAUGCUGUUGCUUGAUGUAGGGAGUAGUCGGGUGUGGAGGAGGUGCAGUGCUUUGGCCGUGGCUAUCUCUCCGUUGCUGGGGGUAAUGACUAGGGGGAUAUUGAUGCCGUUGGGUUGGGCUUUGCAGCUCCUGAGGCGGUGGCUGCUGCUGUUGCUGCUGAUGUUGCUGCUGAUGUUGCUGCUGCUGUUGCGCGGCAGGGAACGGAUAUGCGCCAGCUGAUUCCCUUGACUGCGAUGGAGGUCCACGAUAUGGUGAUGGAGCCGGCGCUGGCCCAGUAGGGGAGCGCGGGUCGUGAUAAGAAUUAGGUGGUCCAGGACGCGCAGCGUAGCUAGCAGUGUGUUGAUGUUGUUGUUGCUGCUGCUGCUGCUGCUGCUGCUGAUGGUGAUGUGGAGGAGGUUGAUGUUGUUUCUGCUGUUGCGGAGGAGGUUGCUGGUAGGGAGAUUGCGGAGGAUAAUUUCCACCUUGGUACUGUGGAUGUUGAUGAGGAGGGUACUCCUGGCCCGGAUACUUGCCGGGAGAGCUCUGCUGUGGGUGAUCAUGGUAUCCGUAUGCCGCCUGAGGAUGCGCCGGAUGCUGUUUAGGAUGCUGCGGCUGUAGAGGACCUGUAGGCGAAGACUGCGCGCGUUUGCGCUCUCCAUUGUCGGAGGUGUUGAGGACGGAGCGAAGAUCCAUGUCUGCAGUUGCGAAGUGCGCAGCGGCGCGACGGUGUCGAUGGCUGAAUUAGAGCGCCGUCGUCGGCUUUACUAAGUGAGCUACAGCAACGGCAAUGAAUGCGUCUCCAUGCAUAUAGUAGACAGUGUUGUACAAAUUGUCGAUGGCGCUUAAAUCAUUAAGACGAUGUGGACGGAAACGAUAUCAGCUGUGUCGUAAAGGCACAUUGUUGGGCCCUUCAGGAGCGGGAUCGGAAGGUGUUUACGCGCAAACUGCGGCGCAAAGAAAACUUGGAUAGUCGCUUAGAAUUAUAGACGAUGGAAAAUGUCGGCGCCGGUGUCGGUGGUGGUGUCGUGGACGCGUAAAGGCGGCGAUAUGUUGGCGCGGUUGGCGAUG
This is a messenger RNA of [Torrubiella] hemipterigena, 5397 nucleotides long. Lineage: Eukaryota; Fungi; Ascomycota; Sordariomycetes; Hypocreales; Clavicipitaceae. The record is from the annotation of a GenBank genome assembly.